AUUUAACAAUAACACUGCCCCAGAAUGAACAAAACUAGACGAGUCUUCCUAUAUUUUUCAAUAUGGAUUUUCUUGGCUCUAGUUUUUGUUAUUUUAAACAUUAUGAACCUGGACUGGGGUAAAACGAACGUUGUUCAAGGUAUUUUGGUGGUGAUUGUAUUGGGAAUUCUACAGGGCAGUGUUUUAGAGUUCCCCGUUAUGACAGUGGUAACUCUUAUUGUCGGCGGAGAUCAAAGACAAAGUAAGAAAGCGCGAUCUGAUCACCUGUCUCUAUGUUUGAACUAUAAUUUAUUGGCUCUAAGUAAAGACGACAUUGACGAAUGUUUACAGACAAUGUAUGAAGCUUUUAUUUAUAAUUUAUCAGCAAAUACGUGCGCGGUGCUUGUUUCGGCCACGAAUGACGAAGAACUGAAGAAAUACGAGUUGGAAGCACGAGACAAUUACCGCGGAUUGAUUUACGAUCAGUUAUUUCGUGAAGGAUUAUCUUACUCGGGUCGAGAUUUCAGUUCUGUGGAACCACUGAGACUAAAACAUGUUUGGGAGAAAUUCAAUGACGUGGAAUCAAGUAUUUUUGUGCGGGAAUAUCUAGAUACUAUUUGCGAUAAUUUCGCUAAAGAAUUUAUGGUGAUUCAUCGAACAAGUCGUGUCUUGAGAAAAUGUGGUCAGUAUCAAGAUCUAAUGCUCCUGUUUGACGGCGAUGAUGAAGCCUAUUCCUACUGCGAUCCGGAGUAUUACGGGAAAGCGGCUAGACCGUAUGGACAGCCUUUAUUCUACGACUCCGAAGACGUCGAGAGAAUUUACGGACGACAUACUGACUAUACGUUGGUUCUGGACGGAGACACGGGUGUUCCGAAAGGCGGGACUUUUGACCUGAUGGAAAUAGCCGCAGCUUAUCCGGAUCGUGGCAUCAUUCAACCGGCUAUAAAGCUCCAUUGCACCAGCAGCGACACGAUGUUUAUGCAUCUUGAAUCGAUGAGACAAUCUCUGUUUGAGCCCCUGACCAACGCCACAAUGGCAUAUUUUUCACAAAGUUCUUUCUUCGGCAAAGGUCUUAUUAAGAAUCGUGUAUAUAUUGACAAUGUUAUCGGAUACAGAGGAAAUUUAAUCGAACGCGUACCGAUAGAUGUUUUGAGUCACGAUACGUUUGAAGCGUCUUUACUGAAACCCCUAUACGCUGGUAGUGUGUAUCUUCUGGAGGCGCCAUCUUAUAAUUAUGUGACGUGGAACAUUCGAGAGCGCCGGUGGAACCGAGGAGAAGUUCUCUUAGCUUUCUAUUUCUGGGAAAACGCUGUUGGUGUUCCGAUGCGAUGGCUACAAAGCAAACUUCAGGGAGAAAAAUUCGUAGCCACAAAAUUGCGGACUAAGUCGAAAUUGGAUUUUGUGACCUCAUAUGUUGCUCAUUCAGCAUUAAGACAAAUGUUUAUGAAGCCUAUUUUGUUGUUAUAUAUCCUGUUACAUUAUCAAGUUAAUCUACGCUAUAGAUACGCCUCUAUAAUUAUUGUUAUGUUCCUAGUGCUUAUAUUCCCCAAGUUCGCAACAACAACUCGUAAAAACUUUAAAUUUGUCAUAAUAGAGACAGUGGCUUCCAUUUUACAGUUUACACCAGAAGCGUUUGUUGGUUGUGUCCGAAUAAUUCGCGCCAUUCAGGCCAAUGUCGGUGCCUCGGUGAAAUGGGUUCCACAGAGAGCUGUUGAAGAAGAUUUUAAGGCAUCAAAUCCAUUUGUGUCAAGUUUUAAGCAUUUGUGGGGUUACGCCAUUUUGGCCAUAAUCGCUGCUGUACUAAUUAUUAUCUUCGCUCCCAGUUCGGCCCUUAUUUUAGUCAUGUUAGGGACCUUAAUUUUACUGCCCUUUUACACGGGUUUUACCUCGCUUACUUUAGACUUUAGAAGUUCCAGAAGUUUAGAAAAUAGUAGGAAUAAUCUACUGACUGGCGUAUCGACAAUUGCUCAACCAGAUCCUAAAAUAGGGAACCGGGGUCUAACGUUUACAAACAUUACUGUGCCGACAGCCCCUCCGGACGUGGACAAUGCUCCUAUGUAUGACCCGUUCCGUCUUGUCAGGUCCCCCAAAUACUAAUCGUCCGAGCGACACUCCGUUCUCGGUAUUCCGGACAAACCAAACCUGUCAUACUAUUAAUAUUCCGAAGGAUACUCCCCACACAUCCGUUUCGUUUCGGCUGUCGGACAGCCCAGUUUGAUUGUAGACUGAUUAAUACUCCGACUGUGAUCGCGAUGUGGAAAUAUUUGUGGAAUGUGAGACAAUUGGUGACAAUGUCAAAAAUAUAGAUAAUGACAUGAUUUGUGAUAUGACUGACUAUGGAAAACAGUGGAAAAUAUGACAUUUUAUGGCAAAACUUUCGACUUGUUUGUGAUAUUUUAUAAUGCUGUAACUCAUUUGGAAGUGAGUUCGGUUGUCUCCGUUGAAGAUCCUAAUCGUCGUUAUCGCCACCACCACCAUCUUCAUUCUCAUCAUCAUCAGCAUCAGUAUCAUCAGUAUCAUCAGCAGUAUGUAACUCAUUUGGAAGUGAGUUCGGUCUUCAUCAUCAUCAUCAUCAUUAUAAUCAUCAUCAUGACCUAACAGUUAUGCAUUAGAGCCCUUCAA
Molecule: messenger RNA, 2601 nt
Organism: Patella vulgata (common limpet)
Lineage: Eukaryota; Metazoa; Mollusca; Gastropoda; Patellidae
Exons: 1
Coding region: 25-2076 (683 amino acids)
Source: RefSeq, a predicted model, not a curated record